UUUUGUUCCAUAUGGCCUGGUGGUCGAUUUUGUUGGUAGUGUCGCGUUCGAUUUCCAACUCUUUUAAUAAUAUUUUAUUCUCUUUGUUUCCCUUUUAUUUGAGCCCUAAAUUCUUGGCAGUCAAUCACAUCGGUGUAAAAAAUGUGGUAUGUCCUUCAGACAAACCUAGCCACUGCCUCUAUAAACAAGACCAGAAGUCUAAAAAUAAAUUCUUCUCUGCCAUCUGUAAAAGCUUGAACUGAUAUCAUGGAAAGCUCGAGGAAGAAAAGAAAUUAUGAUAGUGAAAAUUACAUCAAGAUUGAUACUGAACCCAGUUUCACCGAUAGGCAAACAAUUAUGAAUGCUUCCAAAAUAGUCAAUACAAAACUUCAAUCUAGAGGAAACAAUAAACUGAAAUUUUUCACUUUAGAGCCCCCAAAGAAAAUCCAAGAGGUUUACAAUCAUGAUAAACAAGUGAUAAACAUCAUUAGCUCUUUGUUAACCGAGCUUGAAAUGUCAAAAAAGCUUGGAAUAUCUCAAGAAAAGCUAAUGAAUGAAAAAGCUAAAGAAAAGGCUCAUUGGAAAAAGCUGGCUGGACAGGCAGAAAUUAUUAGACUGAAGAACGAAAGACGUAUACGAGAUCUUGAAGUUGAAGCAUUGAAAUUAAAAUUUACAGUUGAUGAUUUGAAAGAAAGGAAAAAAGGAGUGGAGCAAAGAGUAAGAGAAAUUAAAAAUGGGUGGGAGACCUAUAAAUGUCAGGUCACCAAAGAAAAGCUUAGAGCGGAAAUAAAUAUUAAAGAAUCUGUGAAAAAACUCAAAUUAAGAUAUCACCCUAAUGAAAAUGGUACAGCAAGUGUCAAAAGACAAAAAAUAGAAAGAGAUUCAUCGCUAAGCAAUAAAGUAAAGUCAGCUUUAUUAAACGAAAACGAACGAGCCCAAAACGAUCUUUGCAUGAUAUUUGGCUUUAUUCAGAACCUAUAUAAAUGUCUUGAGAAAUUGAAGGCAAGUGAUGGAGGUUGCCCUAUAGACCGAACGUUUUUGGUAAACAGAGAUAAAACAGUCGAGUUUAAAAAUGAUUUAAGUGUUCCACAUUUAUUAACAAAACUGGAUUCAGAUUUUAGGUGUGUACUUAAUGAGAUCAAAAACGAGCCCUUUGGUACUGAUGAUACUUUUCGGUCAAAAAGGAUUGGUGUCGAAAAACAACGUGAAAUUGUACUUUUAAAAGAACGCUUGAGUUCAUUACAAAAACAAUUGAACAAAGCAGUUGACACAAUCGAAAAAGACAAUUAGAGAGGUAUAAUUUGACAUUUUGGAUCUGCCAUAUAUUAGUUCGCAAACAUUAUGAACUGUGUGAUUUCGCUUCAAAGGCACGUAUGCCAUCUUCGGAUGAAGCUGAUGAAGCUGAUGAAGCU
Pichia membranifaciens NRRL Y-2026 is the source of this 1391-nucleotide messenger RNA. RefSeq lists its product as hypothetical. The record is from RefSeq and is a predicted model, not a curated record. Lineage: Eukaryota; Fungi; Ascomycota; Pichiomycetes; Pichiales; Pichiaceae. The transcript has a single exon. The coding region runs from base 247 to 1269 and encodes 340 amino acids.